Molecule: messenger RNA, 294 nt
Organism: Chondrus crispus (carragheen)
Lineage: Eukaryota; Rhodophyta; Florideophyceae; Gigartinales; Gigartinaceae
Exons: 1
Coding region: 1-294 (97 amino acids)
Source: RefSeq, a predicted model, not a curated record
AUGGACCCGUACGAGGCCGUCGGCUGGAUCCGCGCCCUGCGCCGCGGCGCCAUCAACGCCCGCCAGCUCGCUUUUCUCCAGCACUACACCCCCCGCCCGCUCCACAUCCCCAACCACACCCGCCCGCGCUCACGCUCGCGCUCCGGCGCCCUCGUCGGCGCACUGUGGCCCACCCUAAAGGGCGCCCGCCCGUUUCGGCCGCGCAGCCCGCAGUCGGGCAAGCACCUCAAUGCCCACCCGUUUCCGCUCCAGCCAAGCCGAUUUUCUAACGUCUUGGCCCAGUCUCGCUCGUGA